AGCGAACACCAAGCACUUGUCGUUUGAUGAAGUAGUGAAUCAGUCCAGUCCCAGCAACUGCACUGUCUAUUGUGGUGGAGUCACUACAGGCCUUACAGAACAACUCAUGAGACAAACAUUUUCCCCUUUUGGCCAAAUCAUGGAAGUUCGAGUAUUCCCAGACAAAGGCUACUCGUUUGUGCGGUUCAACUCUCAUGAAAGUGCAGCUCAUGCGAUAGUGUCGGUAAACGGUACGUCCUUAGAAGGUCACAUAGUGAAAUGUUACUGGGGUAAGGAGACUACAGACAUGGUGAGCCCCAUGCAGCAGGUGCAGGUACCCCAGCAGAGUAAAGUUGGUUUUGCUGCGCAACCAUACGGCCAGUGGGGACAAUGGUACGGCAACGCACAGCAAAUUAGUCAGUAUGUCCCUAAUGGCUGGCAGGUACCCACUUACGGCGUGUACGGACAGGCCUGGAAUCAGCAGGGCUUCAAUCACUUACAGGCUGGUGCGGGCUGGGCUGGUGUGGGUGCCGUGAGCAACGGAGGUGUCGUAGAGCCUGCGCAGGGAGUCAACGGGACCGUCCUGGCCAACCAGUCCACCAUGGGCACUGCAGGAUACCACACACACUGAUGGGGCGAUUGACGACUCUAGCACUCCACUGCGGCCACUGCAGGGAUCUACACACUCAAACACACGUCAAGAUAUGCCUGGCCUGGGGGAGGCGCUGUGCCAUUUUUCUUUUUUGUUUUUCUCCCUCGUCCUCCACCUGUAAUUUGAGACUUUGAGGCAGAUCUUGCUCGUCAUUGUGGGGUCGGGUUGCCCUACACCCGGAUUAAACAUCACACCCUGAUACACAAACGUAUUCACACAAACACACACACACCCUUACAAAUCCCCAAGUCUCUGGCCUGGUGUCCGGCUGACUUAUUCGGAGAGGACUAUGCCAUUUUUAACUAUAAAUGAAUAAAAUCAACAAUAACUGCAA
Danio rerio (zebrafish) is the source of this 965-nucleotide messenger RNA. RefSeq names its product TIA1 cytotoxic granule-associated RNA binding protein (gene tia1). The record is from RefSeq and is marked provisional. Gene Ontology annotation, cellular component: nuclear stress granule; nucleus; cytoplasmic stress granule. Gene Ontology annotation, biological process: regulation of alternative mRNA splicing, via spliceosome. NCBI's taxonomy places the organism in Eukaryota, Metazoa, Chordata, Actinopteri, Cypriniformes, Danionidae. Gene Ontology annotation, molecular function: RNA binding; nucleic acid binding.